Linum tenue is the source of this 3379-nucleotide messenger RNA. Lineage: Eukaryota; Viridiplantae; Streptophyta; Magnoliopsida; Malpighiales; Linaceae. The record is from the annotation of a GenBank genome assembly.
AGCUUUUCACGGUACAAAGCAAAAAAUGGCAAUUCCCCCAUCAGCAGAUCGCUAGCUCCAUCGAUCUACCACAGAACAAUAGAUUUCGCUAUUUUACAGAUUUGGUGCUUCAGUAGAAGACAUUUGCAUCACUUUUCUGCUUUUCUCUCGAUAUUUGCUAUUGGCUAGUAUCCUGGGUCACUUCAGUACUUAUGGAUAGGGAAGCUCAAGGUUCCAACGAGGUUGAGAAGUCUUUAUCAGAUGAGGAUAUAAUGAGUCAUGACUUGGAAGACAUCCUAGAUAUUCACGGUACAGAGCUAGAUUCGUGGAGAAGUAUCAUGGAAAAUUGGCAAAGACAAAGAAAUAUGUGUGUUGUUCAACUCAUUUGCUAUGUUGUAUACACGCUGCAUUUAUUGAACAAUCAUAUGCGCGUGGAGACAACUUUGAGUCAACCUCUUGUGCUUCGAGAGGCAAAGAGAAAAAUCUUAAUGAAGGACUUACGUGACCAUGAAGCAACUUGUCGGGCCACAUUGCGUAUGGGAAUAGAUGCUUUUGAUAUUUUCUGUCAAAAGUUACGAUUGACUGGCGUUUUGAAGGAUUAUAAUCGUGCCACAGUUGAGGAGCAAGUAGCAAGAUUUUUUGCUAUUCUUUCACAAACUGGUGGAAAGUAUCGUAAUCUGGCACUAUAUUAUCACCGAAGUAUUGGAACAAUUAGUUAUCAUUUUCACAAUGUCUUGAGAGCUGUGAUAAGUCUAGCGCCAGAAUUUUUGAGCCAACCCAAUGCUGCAACACCAGUUCCAUCCAAAAUCAAAGACAACCAUAGAUUCUUUCCCUACUUCAAGUUCACAUAUGUGUUAGCUGGAUGGGAAGGAACUGCUUCCGAUUCAAGAAUUAUCAAAAAUGCAUUUGCUAGACCACAUGGGCUCGUAAUUCCAGAAGGAAAAUACUAUCUCGGAGAUGGUGGACUUAUGUUACGUGGAUCAUUAUUGACACCAUAUAGGCAUGUCCGUUACCACUUAAAGGAAUCUUCUCUGGAUGGUACUAAGAAUGCUAAAGAAUUGUUUAAUCAUCGACAUGCUUCUUUACGAAAGAGCAUUGACCGAGCAUUUGGGGUGGUGACAAAGAGAUUUCCUAUUAUUAGUACUGGAAGUGAACCUCAGUAUUCAUUUGACACAACGACCGAUAUUAUCUUGCCUUGUUGCAUCAUCCACAAUUUUCUUAUGGGGGUAGAUCCGGAUGAGGCAUUGAUAGCAGAAGUUGACAAAGAGUUAGCGGCACAAUCGGGGCAUAAUGAUACACAAUGUGAAGAAGAAUCAAGAGCUGGAAUAGAACUACGCGACAAUAUAGCAGAACAAAUGUGGCUUGAUUACGAGAAGUGAAUCAGAUGUGGUUUUAUUUUGUUACUAUUGUUGUUAGUGCUCGAUCUAGAUGGUAUUAUUGUGUUUAUUAUUCUUGUUUACAUGACAAAUGUGGUUUCAUGUUGCACUUUUAUGUUAUGUAUAAAUGUUACAGCUAACAUAAUGUGUUUUCAUAGGUAAAAUGAUGCCUAAGAAGGGAAAGGAAGUGGCUGAUGGACCGACCAGGGAGAAUGUUGUUUGGACGGAAGAAAUGGAUAAUGAGUUGCUGGAUUGCGUACUUACUGAGCAGCGUAAGGGAAAUAGACAGGAGGGGCAGUUCACCACGCAUGCUUUGACUAAUGUCGUAUACGCAUUGCGGACUAAGUUCCCCAGCAUAAGACUUGACAAGGACAAGGUUAAGAAUAGACAAAGGACAUUAAAAAAACACUUUGCAGAUGUUAAAGACCUCUUCCAUAACAUGAGUGGGUUUGCGUGGAAUCCUGAAACCAAGCUUUUUGAAGCUGAACGUGAAGUGUGGGAGCGUCUAUGUGAGGAAAAGCCAAAUGCUAAGCAAUGGAUCAGGAAACCAAUUAACAACUAUGAUAAGUUGUUCGAGUUAUAUGGUGAACAUAGAGCAAUGGGAAAUGGAGCUAGCAGUGCUUUUGAGAGACUUGACACUUGGAAUAUGCAGAAUCCAACAUCUGACAUUAACUUGGUCGAUCUUUCUGAAAACCCGGAGGAUGCAGACGAUGAAGGUGCUAAUGUAUUUACUCCUACAAGCAUGCACACAUUUAGUUCUGAAGGUAAAAAGAUGCCUAAGAAGGGAAAGGAAGUGGCUGAUGGGCCAACUAGGGAGAAUGUUCAUUGGACGGAAGAAAUGGAUAAUGAGUUGUUGGAUUGCUUACUUACUGAGCAGCGCAAGGGAAAUAGACAGGAGGGACAGCUCACCGCACAUGCUUUGACCAAUGUCGUUUAUGCAUUGCUGACUAAGUUCCCGAACAUAAGACUUGACAAGGACAAGGUUAAGAAUAGACAAAAGACAUUUAAAAAACACUUUGCAGAUGUUAAAGACCUCUUCCAUAACAUGAGUGGGUUUGCGUGGAAUCCUGAAACCAAGCUUUUUGAAGCCGAACGUGAAGUGUGGGAGCGUCUAUGUGAGGAAAAGCCAAAUGCUAAGCAAUGGAUCAGGAAACCAAUUAACAACUAUGAUAAGUUGUUUGAGCUAUAUGGUGAACAUAAAGCAAUGGGAAAUGGAGGUGCCAGUGCGUUUGAGAAACUUGACCGUUGGAAUAUGCGGGCUCCAACAUCUGACAUCAACUUGGCUGAUCUUCCUGAAAACCUGGAGGAUGUAGAUGAUGAAGUUACUACUACUUUUACUCCUACAGGCACGCAUGCAUUUAGUCCUGAAGGUAUGCCUACUAUUAGCUCUGAGCGUUCACCAUCAAUUAACUCCCAAGGCACUUCAUCGAGAGGAAUUAAAAGGAAAGCUCCUAUGGGAAAUUUGAUGCUUGAUAAAAUUGAUGAAAUGAGAACUAAUAUUGCGAGCAUGGUUCAAGCAAUUGAGCAGGGGAAUUUGAUUGCUGAACGCUCCGCACGAGCGUUGGAGAAAGGCAACGAGAUUAAGGAAAAUUCACUGAUGAUUCUUGAACAUCAAAAGGCUCAUGUUUAUAAGGAGGCAGAAAUUUAUGCUGAACUGAUUCGCCUUAAUGUUCCCCAGCAUAAGGUGAUGCUAGCUUACAGGAACUUUGCAAGAAGCCCGGAAAACACAAGACUUUUGUUUGGCUUACCAGAGGAUAGGCGACUUCAAUUUGUGGAGAUGGCACUUCUCUGGAGCACUAAUAUGUGAAGUGAACUUCAAGUUCAAUUUCAUUUUGGUCAUCAUCUUAAGUACUAGAUGAUAGUAUGAGAACAUCGGAUGUAGCUGUAAAUUGUAAUUUGGUUAUGUUUGUUUUCCAAUCGAUAUUGCUAUUAGUAGGCCUUUUGGGGUUAACUAGUUAACAAUUGUAUAACCGACUAACUGGUUAGAAUAUAAUCGUUAAUCGAACUGAUUUGUAGCUCUAAGG